AUGGCGCUUAUUGAAGCGUCGGCCACAAAUAUCCGCCUUGUUGGUGGCAGGACGCCGUACUCAGGCCGCUUGGAGGUGGAGCACGGUGGGCAGUGGGGAACAGUGUGUGACGACGAGUUCACAGUCACCAGCGCAAAGGUCGUCUGCAGGAUGCUCGGAUUUGAAGACACAGGGCACUGGGAUAAGAUAGUCUUGCUAGAUAGUCUUAACUGCAAUGGUUACGAAGAAGACGUUGCAAACUGCUCGCAUGAUAGUUGGCAAUCAACUGAUUGUUCACACAAAGAGGACGUCGGCGUCAACUGCCACACGAAAGUGCAAUUGGCGACUGGUUCUGCCACACACGACGGCCAGGUGGAGGUGAACAUCUCUGGGAUCUGGGAACCAAUAUGUGCCGAGAACUUCACCUUAUCCGAAGCCAAGGUCGUCUGCGGGAUGAUGGGAUUCAGUUUCAAUGGAGCACAGCUCACGUCAUCACACUCCUACCGAAAUACUUUCUCUCCGAUAUCCUACUCAUGUCAUGGAGCAGAAAAAGACAUUUACUUGUGUGUGAGAAGGAAUACUAGCACGUGCUUUUUAUCCUCUGCGGCGUCCAUUAACUGUCGAACUCCAAUUUGGCUAGUGAACGGCACCAGCUCCCAGUCAGGACGUGUUGAGGUCGAGUACAGAGGUCGCUGGGGGACGAUAUGCGAUGACGGCUUCGAUGACCUUGAAGCAAAAGUCAUCUGUAACAUGCUUGGUUUUAGCACAAAUUAA
Molecule: messenger RNA, 753 nt
Organism: Dreissena polymorpha
Lineage: Eukaryota; Metazoa; Mollusca; Bivalvia; Myida; Dreissenidae
Product: neurotrypsin-like
Exons: 6
Coding region: 1-753 (250 amino acids)
Cellular component (GO): membrane
Source: RefSeq, a predicted model, not a curated record